GGCCUGCCCUGUGGGAUCCUACUGCACAGAUGGGACCUCCAAGCCAACUCUAUGCCCAGUAAGAACUUACCGCAAGGAGCAAGGAGCAAAGGUGGCUGAAGACUGCAUCCCCUGCCCUGGAGGAUACCAGUGCCCUGAGCUUGGCACUGUGGCUCCCCAAGCGUGUGGUGCUGGCAGCUUUUCAGACCCAGGCUCUGCCUCCUGCUUGUCCUGUCUCGCUGGACAUUACUGUGCUGAGGAAAUCACCAGCAGGGAGGUCAUGCUGCUUGCUAUGGUUUGCCCUGCAGGCCUGCUGUGCCCCAAAGGACAGGCAGUCGCUCCAGAUGCCAACAGAAAUGCCUGCCCGAGAGGAUACUACUGUCCCCGGGGUGACAUUGACUCUCAUGCUAGACCUUGCCCUAAUGGAACCUACAGUGAGCAGAAGGGUCUGGGCAGAGUGGAUGAAUGCUUGCUAUGUCCUGCAGGGAAAUAUUGCUACAGGGAAUGGAGAGAGCCCCGAGGAAUUCCCCAUCCAACUGGAGACUGCCCCCCAGGAUACAAGUGCCCCCCAGGGACUGGAUUCCCCUUCUCUUUUCCCUGUCUGCCUGGCUUCUACUGGGAUAGUUCUGCUGUGGAAGGAGGAAGUACUUGCAAACCGUGUCCUGCAGGGUACUAUUGUGACUCUCCUGCCAUGACACAGCCCAAGACUUGCCCAGCUGGUUCUUACUGUGCCAGAGGUAGCUUCCAUCCUGAGCCCUGCCCAGAGGGCACAUACGGUAGCAGAAAGGAGCUGGCUGUGCUGCUGGACUGCAGCCCGUGUGGAGGUGGGUUCUACUGUGCUGGCCAAGGACAGACAGGCCCCAGUGGCCUCUGCGAGGCUGGGUUCCACUGCCGGGGCAGAGCAGUGACACCAGUGCCCACAGAUGGUGUGACAGGUGAUAUCUGCCCUGCUGGAGCGUACUGCCCACCUGGAUCCCUCUCACCUACACUCUGUCCUCCGGGGACCUACAGUAAUGUGAGUGGGUUGAGGAGCCUGAAGCAGUGCUUGGACUGCCCACCUGGGUCCUUGGUCAGUCUCUAUGUACAGAGUGCUCAGAGGGGACGUUUUGCAAUCAGACUGGCCUGGCUGAACCUGUGA
Molecule: messenger RNA, 1117 nt
Organism: Chelonoidis abingdonii (Abingdon island giant tortoise)
Lineage: Eukaryota; Metazoa; Chordata; Testudines; Testudinidae
Source: RefSeq, a predicted model, not a curated record